This is a messenger RNA of Planococcus citri (citrus mealybug), 2774 nucleotides long. RefSeq lists its product as uncharacterized. The transcript has 2 exons. NCBI's taxonomy places the organism in Eukaryota, Metazoa, Arthropoda, Insecta, Hemiptera, Pseudococcidae. The record is from RefSeq and is a predicted model, not a curated record. The coding region runs from base 50 to 2149 and encodes 699 amino acids.
UUGAUAUUUCUGCUUGAUUUGGUGUUGUAUUGGAAAGAUUUGAGUGAAGAUGUCCUUUGCUCAAAAUGCGAGAAUGUUCAAAUUUCCAGGAUGGGUAGAAGAGGUGAAAAAGGUCAAUGAAGUCAAAUUAGGAACCAAAUUGCUGGGAAAUUAUCGCGUCACGAAAAUGGCAGAAGUCUUGACCGACGUGUACGACAUUUUGUUUCCCAGUCCACCACCUCUGAAAGAAAUCGCUGCAAUCUCAAUCGCUUUCGGAUUAUGGCGCCAAGAAAUUAACUCGCAUCGUAUUAAGAACAUUUUGAAUCAGCUCAAUCUGGAACAAGAUAUUCUUUCGAGUGACUCACUGCCUCGUACACCAGCGACGAUUAUUUCCUUUAUUAAAAUAUACAUCAGAAAGGUCGGACUAUCAAUUAAGCAGUGGCUGGAUAGUCAUGGCGAAUCAAAACGGAAAAUAUUUGGAAGAGAAAUUUUGAACGAUUUCAUUGAUUUUGUGGAAGACUUCGACGGUUCAAUUCAUUAUGUGAAAACAGCCAGACGACUUGUGCUAUGUGAUCGAAUUGACAAAAUUUUGAGAUUUAAAAUUGCUUGUUGGUAUUGCUUUGAAGAUGAUAUUUCACAGAUUUGGCCUUCAGUAUCAAAUGAUGUUAAUCUUACGAAGGUUUCAUCUUCCCCGAUUCCUCUGCCGCACUAUUGGAUAUGCAAAUUGAAAGAUAAACUAUACAGGUUACCUCGCUCAAACAGAGCUAUCCAGCUCGAAGAAGAAAUUUUCCGCAAUAAUUUUCAUGUUCGGUCCUCAAUGGAAUACUUUUGGAAUCAUUUAGAUGUUGCUAGUCGAAUGCGAAUAGCCAAAGCGCCUCCCGUAAAUUUUGUAAAGAUCUUUAGUAGAUAUUUGCUACCAAAAUUUAAUGAGCUAGAGCUUGAUGAAUUUGCCAAAGAACAGGGGUACCGGUUCAUUGCUACAUUGUUGUCAUGUAAGAGUACCUCUAACGACUUUUUCCAAAGCAGAGCGCUCUAUUUCAGAGCAAUGUGGGUACUCGUCCGAAAUAGAAUGAAUGGUGAAAGGAUAUUUCGCCUAAUUAGAAGAAUUGCUCGUAUGCAGUGUGAUUUGAUAAUUCCGAUCGAUACAUCUGUCUACUGCGAGUUGUGGAAUACGAUACCAGAUAAUGUGAAACCUGAAGUAAUUCAAGCUAUAUCGAAAGGAGAUUCACUCUUUAGGUCAGGAUAUUAUUUCGAGUAUACCGAUGUAGUACAUAUCAUUCAUAAUUCAGGUUUACUUGAUUUUUUAUUCACCAUGCUAUCAGAUGCAUCGAUCGACGAAAAAAACCAAUUUUGGAACAACAAUUGGCGCAAAAUGAUGAACGUAAUGGACUCAACACAGCUGAAUAAGUUGUUGGGCUUAUGCUUUGAUAAUGAUGAAAAUAAAAUCGCCGAGUUUAAAACCACCACUUUGUCCGCAUGGGAAAAUAUCAGAGGAAGGUGUUCAAAAUUACUCAACUACCAAAGGUUUGAAGAACUAAACGAUUUUCUGAGUUAUUGCUAUCCCGAUGACCAAGCACGUAAAACUGUAGCAGUGAACUUACUAGUAGAAGAUUUCAAGCUGACCUACGAUAGCUUUAAGAAAAUAUCUCCUCUGUUGAUAGAUUUCAUCAACGAUGCUUACGACGACGUUAAUCUUGCUACAGAUUUCAGAACUCAGUUCCUAUUUUCUCCCUCAUCUGUGGAAACAUUCAGAGCAUUUACUCAUUCAUACAGCUUAGAAAAUUUCCAUCAUAUUAUGUUAGUUAUUGACAUAUUAGCACCAUCAGAGCAGAUUGCGCGCGACUUCAAAAAACUUCACAUAUUUCCUAUGUUUGAGCCAAAAUUGCGUGCUGGCUCUUUAGUAGUGUCUGCUGAAGGUGAAUUUUUGAAUUUUUUGCGCAAGUGUUUGGGAAGUGAUGAAGAAAUAGCACGAUUUAAACAGACUUUGUGUAUGGAUGAAAUUAUUCAAAGAAUGAUUCAAACUGCAAUGGUAUCACAAGGUGGUCCGAAGUUUAAUCCUUUUUUGGAGCAACUUCUAGAUUGGUAUUUCGACACUCCACAGGCGCUCGAAGAGUUCAAAUCUAGAUAUGCUGAUGAUGAUGAGUUUGUGAUGUUGACUACGCGUAAGUAAAUAAGACGUUUAAAAGGUUUUUAUCCUACUAGUAUAAUAAAACACUACUUUAUUCACUCUCGCUAGUCGCUCGAGUGAUCAAAUGCGCGUUUUCUUCACACGUUUGGAUAAAAUCUGUUAUUCAACUAGUCAAAUAAAGUGAUUUUCGGCGAUUUUUAAGUACUUCCCUCGCUUUGCUCGGGAAAUAAACCUCAAAAAUCGUCAAAAAUCACUUUAUUUUACUAGUAGGAUAAAAUACCAUUAUGUAUGUAGGUAGAAUUUGUCAUAAUAAUAUUAUUUCAAUGAACUUUUUAUAAGCUGUAACUACGUAUGCUAAUUGUAAAUUGUUGUGUUUACCUUACCUAAUUCUGUUCUAAUAAUCAAUUAUCAAGCACCUAAUAAAAAGAACUGGGCAUUGAGUUGUUGUUUUGUUAAAGUAGUCAACAGUAAUCUAAAGUUCUAUGAUCUAUAAUAUUGGUUCAUUAUUAUUACUUCACUAAACCAUAAGGUCAUCCCAGCCGAAGACCUUUCAACGAAAUUUGCUCAAAUUUGACAUUUCAGCUUUGUUGGGUGUUGUUGGUUUAAACAGAUUUGAGUGGAUUUGAUCUUGACUCGAAAUUCAUGGUUUUCCAAGGUGAAGAAGGUC